AUGCUCGGUACCCCCUCCACUUGCUCGGCGGCGGGAGCGGAUCGCCUCCUCAGCGCCACCGCCCGCCGGCCCCCCAUUGCCGAGUAUUACGUUCAUGGCCGUGGGCGUGGACACGCAUCGCGGGGCAAAACCAUGGUCCAGGCUCUUGAGCAGUAUGGCUACCACGUAUGCGUCUUUGUUGACCCGGACGUUGCGGCCAUGGUUCAAUCCGUUGGGUCGGAGCGCGUUGCCGUGACCAGCAUGCCCGUAGGCGCAUCCCUACCCAGUGUCUGGCGUAGUUUCACCACCUUGCUGUCGCGGUUCUUCAUGGAUGCCGACUGCAGCAUCUGCCAACGCCGCGAGUAUUCACCAGACGUCAUUGUGACUGACGGCGACUUUCCGGGGGCUUGGCGUGCUGUGCGCGCCGACAUUCCUGCCGUGGCCGUGGGGCAUGGCUAUGUCUUCAGCUCCACCAAUCGGCCCGCGUUUGCCAGCAAGGAGCCUUGGCGCGCCCAGCGCCGCCUCAACAAACGCACCACCGAUCUGGCCGACUGCACCGUCGGCGUCUCCUACUACCCCCUCAGUCCCACCAACAAUCACACCAUCAUUGCCAAGCCGCGCCUCCGUGAUCAGUUUCUCCGCCUUGAGCGUCGUGUGCCUGCCCGGCCUCGCAUUGUGACCUACUUUCGUGAUGAAGGUGUCGGUGCCGAGGUCCUUGAUGUCCUGGCUGCCACGGGCUACGAGAUUCUGGCCUUUGGCACUGGAAGUGCUGUGACGACCACCCGUUCGGGUGUGCGCGUUUUACCCUUUGAUGAAACACUCUUUUUAAACAGCUUGGCCGAGGCCAGCGCGGUUGUGGGCACCAGUGGCGACAACCUCAUCGCUGAAAGUAUGACGCUCGGCAUUCCCAUGCUUGGUCUUUACCGCGCCGGUGAUGAUGAGCAACAGCUAAACGCCGAAAUGUUGGAGCAUGCCGGCUUUGGACUCAAAUCUUCUUUUGAAGAUCUCAACGCCUCGCUCAUUCAGCACUUUCUGGACAACCUUGACCUCUUCACGGGUUCGGCCCCUACCACCAACUGGCAGGCGCCUGAUGCGGUCGCCGCCACGUUUGAGUGUAUCAAGAAGGUGUCUCACCGCGCUCGCGAGUGGCACCGUCACCUCGAUGGGCUGGAUGAAGACAUGGUGGGCCCCGUGGCCGAGGCACGUCGUCGGUUGCUGCUUGAGCCACCGCGCGCGGUUACGGCCAGCCCGCCCCCUGUUGUCGCUGACGCAGCCGCCGCUGCCCUCCAAGCUGUUUCGAAUCAACAGGCCGAGCGCGCUGCAGAUGCUGCCGAGGCCGAUGUUUCCUUUGAGUUUUUUGGCGUUUGA
This is a messenger RNA of Monosiga brevicollis MX1, 1347 nucleotides long. RefSeq lists its product as uncharacterized. The coding region runs from base 1 to 1347 and encodes 448 amino acids. The transcript has a single exon. Lineage: Eukaryota; Choanoflagellata; Craspedida; Salpingoecidae. Gene Ontology annotation, molecular function: glycosyltransferase activity. The record is from RefSeq and is a predicted model, not a curated record.